GCAUCUAAAAAAUACAGAAACUGUUCAGAAUGGCGACCAUGGCGUCGUUUCAGAAUAAGCUUGCGGAACUGCAAGCUAGACUUCGUGCGGAAAAUGACGCAAAGAAGAAAGACAAACUACCUCGUGAUCUCAACUUGAACUUUUCAAGCCCCCAGCACACUCCACGAUCCCGGCCCAAGCCUUUUUUACCGAAUGAGAUGGCAGCAGCACCUAGCCGACCUGUGAAGCAGUUUUCUCUGCCUACAUCAAGUCCAAUAAUUACACGGCAAGACAGUGGGGGCGAUUCUGAAAGCAAGUUGAAGGAGAUCCUGAAAGCUGGUAAUGUGCUCACCAUUGGUGGCCAUCAGUAUCGGGUUGAGAUGGCUGACCUUGAGAAGCUUGGUGACCUCGGAUCAGGUACAUGUGGUCAUGUGGUUAAAAUGUGCCACCGGCCCACAGGCAAAGUGCUGGCUGUCAAGCAAAUGCGGCGUUCAGGAAAUCGUGAGGAGAACAAGCGUAUCACCAUGGACCUUGAGGUAGUCCUACGCUGCCGGGACUGUCCACACAUUGUGCAGUGUCUGGGAUACUUGAUUACUGAAGGUGAAGUGUGGAUCUGCAUGGAGCUUAUGGAGACAUGUCUUGACAAGCUGCUGAAGCGCCUCAGGCCACGUGCACUGCCUGAGGAUAUACUUGGAAAGACGGCCCUUGGAGUCCUUCGUGCCCUGCACUAUCUCAAGGAAAGCCAUGACCUGAUCCACCGAGAUGUGAAGCCAUCCAAUGUUCUACUUGACAGACAAGGUCGCGUUCGUCUUUGCGAUUUCGGUAUUAGUGGCCGCCUUGUGGACUCCAAGGCACGCACACGCUCUGCUGGUUGUGCAGCAUACAUGGCUCCGGAGCGCAUUGAUCCACCAGAUCCUACAAAACCCGAUUAUGAUAUUCGGGCUGAUGUGUGGAGUCUUGGCAUAUCUAUGGUUGAGCUUGCCACUGGCCAGUUUCCUUACCAGGAUUGCAAAACUGACUUUGAAGUUCUAAGCAGAGUCCUUCAAGAUGAGCCUCCUUCAUUGCCUGAUGAUGGCACUUUUUCACCGGAGUUCUGCUCCUUCGUCAGGCAGUGCCUCACAAAAGACUACAACAAGAGGCCAAAGUACAAGAAACUUCUGGAACAUGCCUUCAUAAAGCGGUACGAAACGAAAGAGGUGGAUGUAGCAGCAUGGCUAGCCAGAGUAAUGGACAACUCCCAAGAUGGCCAGUGAGAAAAGGUGGCUGAUAAAGGCUCCCAUGGAAGCAGCAAGCAGAUGCCAAAUCGAAUGCUUGGUUUAGUUUCCAACCAGCAGCGGUUUUGCCCUCACAUGUCGACCCCCCCUCCUUUUUUUUGUCAUGCAACUGAGGAGGAUGGCACAGCACCAGUGUAUAGGAUCUACAUAAGAGGCUGGCAGGUCAUGCCCAUUUUUCAUAGCUGUCCAUCUUGGUGUUGCAGUGUGGAGCAAGGUAUAUAGGAUGCAGUGUACACGAGAUACCAGAAUCUGUGGCAAUGGCUCACAGGUAUCUUUCUCACUCAUGCCCGAUUCCCCCCCUCCCCCCUGAUAUUACUAGCUUUAAUAUCUUGGUGAUACUGACACAGAAUUCAGCAGAUAAGAGAAGUCCAAUUGGGAAGAGACACUGGCCAUGUUUUAGCUGCUUUUUUUCAACUGGUCUGCAUUGAAAGCUUUCAGUGCUUUCUGUGUACCUUGCUCCAUGCAAAAUUGCUUUUGCAUAAGGCCCACUUUGGCUUGAUGAGCAGUACAGUCAUUUGGAUGCUCCAGUGCCAUUGCAAUGUUGUGGAGUACGUCGCUUCUAUUCUUUGUCCUCUGUUCCUGCUUUGAGGCCUAAGAAACACCAUUGGCCACAGAAAACUGCUCACAGGGUUGAAGACCACGAGCAGGUACUGCAAAUGUUACCAGCUGGGAGGAUGAGUUGCGUGUUUUUUGUUUGCCUCUGACAACCACUUUCCCAUGCAAAAGGAAGGUAUCUUAAUGUUUUUAGAAAAAGGUUAUAUUUACUCUGAACAAAAAAUAAUCGACGUGUUUUGCACAAGCCUGAUAUUUGACAGCAGGCAUGAUGGGCACUGCAGGGCUACAUCGCAGCAUGCAGAGUAUUGUUCUCAUUUUGAUAAGUUGAGAAUUUUGAGGCUAUGCCAGUUUUGUAGUUUUUCAGCUGCUAAGGAAUGUAUGAGGCAAUUUUUAUUCCAGAUGAGUUCAGGUUUUUACAAAUCGACGUAUUUUUAUAGUGUGUAGCACCAUUUUGUACAUAUAUAAUGUGUGUGUCUGUCUGUCUUUAGUGUACAUUAUAAACAUUUUAAUGCUGAUGAUUUUCAGUGAGAUGAAAGGGAAUGUAACUUUUCAUUUUUUUACUCCUUACUGUAAAUUUUAAGCUUCCUGUGUUACUACUGCAGCAUAUCUAUCUUUGUGCGCAGCCACCAUGCUCAGACAGGAAACAUGUGAUCCUGCUUUUUGUGGCCACUUAAGUGGCUUUGCAUUAGGACCUUCUUUCAAUGCAUUUAUUUUUUGUAAAUGCUCAUGAAAGCAGCCUGGUGCAUGGUCCUUAGGACUUCUUAUUAAUGCUAAGCAUUAGUUUGUAAGUGCCAUGUCCUUCUUGCUAGUUGCUCACUAUUGACAAAACAAUUAUUUCCUGUUGACUUUUUUGCUUUUUAUUUGACUUUUUUUUAUUGAGCAGGAGCAUUACAUCUUCCUUUCCACAGCUUUUUCUUGCCGAGGCUUCUAUAUUUUCCAAGAAUUAUCUGAAAGGAAGAUGUCACGGCUGCAUUAAUUCUUAUUUAGGUACUACAAUAUUUGCAAUGUCUACGAACUAUAGGUGGUGUAUUGUACGACUCAAGAUGGCACAUGGAGGAGGGUCAACCGUUCGUUAGUAUAGGAAUAGAUAGCACAUGUGGAUGUAUGGUCCGUUCCACUUUCACGGGAUGAAGUCAUGAACUGCACCAAAAAGAAUAUGAAACUGAAAUACUUUCUCAAACCAUGGAAGCUCGCCACCUAAUUAUUUUCCGUAGUAUGAAAGGUUAUAUUUUAGCUCUGUGACCAAGCAUAAGCAAUGCCUUGUAAAAUCGGGUGCGUGCUGCAGAAAACUUCAUGAACGAAGAUUCACAUAUGAACUGAACGACACUCUGAAGUAGUAUGCAUGUGGAGCAGUCGUGCCUAAUGAAUUUGUUGCAGUACUAAGCCGCCAGCAAGUAGCGUCAUCGCUGCUGCACAGGACUGUAUGUUUAACAGGUAAUGGCUUGCAAACAUAUCUCGUCAUCAUUUCAUGCACAGUCAGAAAUGCGGAGUUGCUUCUUUAACAUACCACAAGCAUUUAACAUCCCAUUCAGUAGUGCUUGUGUUGCAACCAUGCUCACACUCUAGCCAUAUGCAAUUCACUGCAUUCGGAUGUGGCCGGGUCUAUCAGCAGGAUUGAAACAUGGAUAUCGAAAAAGAUACGAACGUAUGCUUUUCACGCCUAAUGUUUCGACAUUGUGCAAAUUCGUCGAAUAACUGUGCCGUGCGGAAGGUGCAUGUGAAGUACAGGAGAAGUUAGUAGAGAGGCUUGAAUUGUGGCUGUGAAUGCACAUUUGAUUGCUCUGACCAUUUUUCUUCGCUGGUCAAGCUAAAUUGUGUUGGCAGCAUACAGCACUCCAUAAUAUCCACAAUAAUUGCACUACAUGCAAUGCACAAGAACUUUUCUUUUAUUUUGAUUUUGCUCAAGGAUAUUAUACAUCAGAUACAGUCAAAGGGUCUUACAAGCAUGAAGAAAGUAAAACACGAGGGGAUGUGAGGGACAAGUCGCUACUCACGAGUUAGCAGCUGAUCGUUCAUCAUUGCUGUCACUCUCAGUGCUUUCACAUAGCCUUCUACGUCCAGUGAAAAAUUCUCGUCGUCAUGGCUUUUUUCAACAUCACUGCUGAAAGCGAUCUGAAGAAUUUCUGCCGCCAAACGAAUGUCAUGGAGAGGUCGGUUUGUUAACUGAUGCAGGAAACAUGCAAAGUAGUACGGUUUUUUUCUUGGUAAUGCCUUAAAAGGGCCCUGAAACACUUCUUCAAGUAACCUUGGAAUGGAAUCGCUGGGAGAGCUUAUUGCCUCACAAACUCAAUGCCGCAAAAAUUUGAGGAUUCCUUUCAAUGUGAAUGGAGUUACAAAGAUUUGUUGCAUGCUGCAAGUGCAUUCUCUCUUGUCCUGACGAAAGCGCUGGAAGAUAAGCAGCGAAGGAUGGCAGGAGCAAAGAAAAUGCGUCACCUGCACCUCGAUACCUUUUUUUUUUCUCUUCGAAUGCGUGGCUUCUUAAGUGUGAUUGCGCGUGCGCACGUGGACAAGUAGCAGCCUCCCACGGCGAUCUUUGUAACGACUGAGUGCAUCAUGUUCAGCCAAUAGUUGAUAGAUGGGCUUUUUACAAGUGAUUUUUGAGCGUCUUGCGUCAUUUGUCGAGAAAAGAGAAAGCAAUUUUUAGCUGACUUUGAUAAUUUAUUGUGAAUUCGAGGCCGCGUGCUGCGCUAUAAUAUUUGGCUCGCGUGUUCUAGAGAGCCUCUACUAUCGAUCAGCAGCAUUUUCUGACUAUGCUCAAAAAGUGUUGCAGGGCCCUUUCAACACUGAGGCUAGCACAGCCAAACAAGGGAGCGAUUGCGUGCCGCUGCCUUACCGACUUUCCUCACAAGGAUUCUCAUGAAUUACGCUUAGCAGCGCGACAGUUUAUGGGCAUUGCGAAUAAUUUGCUCUUUACACAAAGAUUUACUGCUUGGUUGCCUUCUCUGUGACACCUGCUUAAAUGCUUGAAUGCCUAUAGGAAUCACUUUUCUCUUAUACAGUGUGUAAAAUUACUACUGCUCUGUUACUGAGCAGAGAUUCCCACGGCAAAAAUCUAGCAGUGUCUACUUUUUUGGCCAGAUAAGCCAUUGUAGGGUGGAGUGAGACGCAUAUGUUUUAGACGUUUGGGCGAGAGCUUUUUUACACUUUAUUUAGUAAUUGAAAAGUUGCUGCCCAAGGUGGCCCCAGUCCUCUCGCUUCCAGUCCCUCUCUCUGUGCAUGUUUGUGUGCUGUCCUUGUCCUUCUGGUUAUUCUUUCUGCAUUAACGUCAAUGCUGCUGAGGGCUGUUGCAGAUAGGCAGGUACAGUUCGUCGACGUAAUUUAAAUGAGAUGUCCUGUGGCAUUUUGUGUGUAUUGUUGUGCUUCGGUUACCAUUUGCCUUUGUGUCCUCAGUAGCUUCAGUUUACUAUCAUGGAGCAAAAUAUUUCACCCCAAAUCGCAUUUCGCUUUGCAAGGCUAAGGCUUUGACUGGUUAUUGCUUGAACUAACUGGCGCAUUAACUGUUCUGUAAACCUGGUCCUUUGUGCAACUGCAAACGCCAAAUAGGUUACGCCCGGCAAUUUUUUUUUUUUCGUGUACCUUUGCCUGCCGAGACAUUGAAAGCGUCUCUGAAGUUUUUGUUGUCGUAUAUUUAAGGAGGCAUUUUUUGUGAGGAUUCAGGCGUUCUCCAAAAUGAGUUGCCUCCGCCGGCUCCUUUACACUAUUUAACUAUGUGUGCCUGUUAAACAGGUUUAAGGGUAUCCAGUUUUUUGCUGUUACAUUACUUGGCCAGGCCAGCCUUUGUGAUAUAGAUGCUUGUGGAGGUAGGACAACUUUUUGUUCACACUCUGCGCUGGUCUUCAACCCUGCGGGAAGAACUGUACAGCCGUAUUUAUGUAUAAACACAGCUGCUUGUGACUUGUCUUGUUUGACCAGGCUAGGAUCUUCUCUUGCUCUUGAUGCGUUGUCCUACUUAAGUCCCCCCUAGCCAGCUGCUUCCAUGUUUUUGCUGGGAAGCAGCAUGUGCAGAUGUGAUGUACAUAAUGUUUCACAACAGUGUGACGUAUAUAUAGUAGAUGAUUCACAUACUAUUAUGAUGUAAAUAUGAUUGAAUCGUGUGUAAGUAAUCCCUCUCUGUCGCAUGCAAAUGGAAAAGUCUUGUCGAGUAGAGGGGCAACCUGUGUGUGCAUGUGCUUUUUUUUUUCUCCCAUUGUGAAGAUGCGGCUAGUCAGUUUUUCUAUGUUUAUUCACAUGCUGCACGGAGUGAUGAGCAGCAGUCAUUACAUGACUGCUACUUUUGUGUGCAGUCAUGCAUACACAACCUCUGGAGACUUAAUUUAGCAUAUGGCUGGGUGCCCAUUGCAUUGCAACGUCUUUAGUUUCCUUUUGUGCCAUCCAUCAUAUGUGUGCAGGGGCUGUGAUGCUUUUUUUUUUUUUACCUCAUUCUUUGUGAUGAGUAAGGCACACUAGGGAACUGGGAUGGAGUUUAUGCUUAGUUGAAGUGCGACUAAAGUCUGUGUAAUUUAAAAUGUGCAUGUAAAGUGGUGUUCAUGUUCAGUGAGGGGACGCUAAAUAUUUCAAUUUUUUUUGUCCUGGUUUCACGUGGUGCAAGGUAGUUUUUUUUUUUUAAUGCUGCUGAUGUGGCACUUGAAGAGACUUUAAGUAGUACAAAAGCCACACAUUGUCAUACAAGACAUGUCCGUGCUUUUAGGGGGGUGAAAGUGGCUUUGUUUUAUAUGAAUAAUAAUAAUUGUUGGUGUUUUAACAUUCGAAAACCACUAUAUGGUUGUCAGACACACCAUAGGGGUGGGCUCUGGAAAUUGCAAGCACCUAAGGUUCUUUAAUUUGCACCUAAAUCUAAGUACAUAGGCUUCAAGUAUUUUCACCUCCAUCGAAGAUUUCAUAUGAAUGUCUUAACAGUACAUGUCUCAGUUGGGUGGCAGCAUUCAUUACUGUUUAAAGCUUAGACAGGUUAUGUGAUGCUGUGCGAGGAGAUGUGCUUGCUUAAAUCUUAAGAGGAUGCAAGAUCUGUGCCACCUUUCCAACUGUGCUAGAGUCCCCUCAACGAAUGUCGGUGUUGUCACAUGCUUGUUUGGUGAGCGUUCAUUUCCGCGAGUUGUGUGCGGUAUUUUUUUUCUUCUGAUUCAAGCAUUGUGCAGCAAGUUAUACGGGGCAGGCUUAAAAAGCAUUGUGGAUGCAUUGUUUCAGUGUGUAGUAGAUGCAUGUGCACUUCAAACUGUCAUAUCGUAUUCUCUUGUUGCUUCAAAGUGUCUGGUUGUGUUUCUUGUCAAAUUUACGGGUUGUUUCUACUGCUCAUUUUUCGUCGUGACCAUAGUAGAGAGACACCAUAAAAAAAACACCGUGGUUUAGGGUGGGCUGUUUUCGUGCAUGUUAAGCAAUUGGCAGUGAAUGGCAACUGCUCUCUACAGUCGUGUACAACUAUAAAAGGCUGGCGCAUUUCGGCCUCCAACGCGGAUGCACAGAAGCCUGCACCAAUAAAUGCGUGCUCUAGCUGUCGCAAGCCCGGCGGCGGUGACCCCUCCGUGUGGCAUAGCCAGAUUUUUUAAUGGGAUGGGGGUCAGCUGUCUUUAUGUGCGUGCAUGCAUUUGUAUGUGUGGGUAUGCACAAUCAGAGUAGUGGUCUGACACGAAUUUUAAAAAUUCCCCGACCGAAUUUUGUUGCAUCUAGUUCGAAUGUGCCGAACACUUUUCUGCACUACUAACUUGGGUACCAAGACCUUCGAGCCAUGGCCGCAGCGCCGUACUCCUGUAGUAUGAUUGAUUGAUAUGUGGGGUUUAACGUCCCAAAACCACUAUUUGAUUAUGAGAGACGCCGUAGUGGAGGGCUCCGGAAAUUUUGACCACCUGGGGUUCUUUAGCGUGCACCCAAAUCUGAGCACACAGGCCUACAACAUUUCCGCCUCCAUCGGAAAUGCAGCCGCCGCAGCCGGGAUACGAACCCGCGCCCUGCGGGUCAGCAGCCGAGUGCCUUAGCCACUAGACCACCGCGGCGGGGCUCCGGUAGUAUGCGUGGCUGGCUUACCACUGCUGCGAAUGGACCCACGGUCACUAUCGACGCGAGCAGUAGACGCGAUCAUAGCCACAACGCACUUCUGAACGCAAGUGCGCGGCCAGCGCACACAGUAAGAUAAGCUACUGUUUGCAUCAGCUGCUCACUAAACCGUUGUCGCUAUAUCCACGCGAGCAUGUAUGGUAACCGAGGAAACUGAAAGCACAAGUGCAUUCAGCGCUUGCAGAGUCUAAGGGAUGCUGCCUGCCGCUAAGUUCGCAGACGGAACCAUGGUAAGCGCGAUCAUGGCAACCACGCAGUCCCAAAGGCACGUGAGCUACGAACGCACAAGGGCUGAAAACGAAACUGCCUUUUACUUCAGCCACCGCUCUCAAAAAUGGGGUCGCUGUGAGUGCGAUUGCCAAUGAGACUAAGCAGGCCUGAAGGUAUGCGCUAUCGUGGCGUCAAAGAAGUAACAAGACUCGAAGCGUUUUGGUGCGCUCCAGUCGUUUGCUUAUAACUCUUGUGAAGUUUACUUUGGCUCGUUUUAAGUUGGUCUCUAGUGAAGCUUUCACAUGCACGUUCACGCAGCUGCCAUCCCUUAGCGGUCGUCCGUUCGCGUGUGCCCCGUAAAGGCAUAUUGGGGUUCCAAAGUGGAUUUCGCUAGUUUUUUCGUGGCAUGAAAUUUCGGGUAAAACAAGCAUUUUUGCUCCCCUUUGAGGUUCGUAUCGCGGGUAAUUUAGUGCAUUUCGUGAAUGCAAUCAGCUGCCACUGUGCGCUCUCCUGGGCAGAGGAAGUCUUGCCUUCUAUAAUGGGCCAGAAACCAUACCUCGGGCCUAGUGAAAAAACAUGUUGUGGAAAGCAGACACUCCUACUAACAACUGAUCUAAGUCUUGCAGUCGUGUGUGGCAAGGAGAGUUUAGAAGUGGAGCGUCAAUUUCUCAGGCGGCCUUUUUCUUAGCGAGUCCUGUGCUCAAUCUGCGAGCUAACGGCGCCUCCUGCUCGGCGUCGCACAAUGGAUGGCAUUCUAACGGCCAAAUUCCAACAUGAAUCAUAGUUUGGAUAAAAUACGCCUCUUGUCAUCAGGUGCCGCCACGUAUUUUUUUCAUGCUCAAUAGUCUGUUAACAUUUCACAGCCUCACCAGCGUGCAGGAAAACCAAUAGGGAAAAGCGAUCGCAUUUCAUCACGCGCACUGGCGUAUCUUCUUUACCCUGUGCCAUAUUGUGUAGUUUCUUCGCGCUCGUAGGGAGGAGACAAGAAAGCACUUAGCGACAAAUCACUUUGGUCGUUUUUGAUGGAUUCCAGAUAUUUUUGCGGCAAUCGCUUUUUGAGUAAGCUGAUACUGAGGUCAUACAAUGAUUACUUGGAAGAGUGGUUCAGGCCCCAUUCAAGUUGCUACCGACUGUAGACAGUUGCCCUCUUCCUUGGCACGGAAAGCCUACAGACGUAAAUGCUGAAGCGUGCGAGACCACGCAUGUAAUUAUUUUGAUGCUGGCUCUGAUAUUUUUUGUUUAUUUAUUUUAUUGAUGUUAUUUGUUGCUGUUAUAGUAAAUGUGAAAAAUUGACAACUGGGCUUUAGUUGUGCUGCCAGGCCUGCAUGGGAUGUGGUUGCUGAAUUGGUGCGAAGGCGAUUUAUUCACUGUGUUCAAAAUGUUGCCACUGCACGUGCUUUUAGCUUCAGCAGCGUCCCACCUACAGUAUAUCUGUAGCAGGUGAGGCAGUUUGCCUUGCCCCCUCUCUCAGCACUCUUAUGGUUCAAAGUGCACUCGUGCUGCUUUUGACAUGCUGUUUAGGAAAGUUGACAUCAUAAGCUGUCACUGCAGGAAUCUUACCAAUGAAAUGUUGGGGAAUAAUUCGUGCUUUGUAAUUUCCCCUAAUGUGGUUGGGUGUUGGUCUGUGUGGUGCCUUUUUAUCGACCUUAUCAUGGACUGCAUGGCAUUCAAAUGUUCUUGCUGUUUUCGUGUUUACCAGGAAUUUUUUUAAUGAACACAAAUGUAGCCUUUUAAAAAAAUUCUGUUAGAAACUGCAACCUAAUGGCCACAACGAAUUCAAGUCAUUGUGUCCUUCUCGUGUGUACCAGUGCAUUAUCCUUUGACUGAGCUGGGAAAGAACAUGACUGAAUCAUCCCACUAUAGAUUUGAACUUGAAUGGCACCUACUGACAUCAGUGGGCGAACCUGAUGCUUGCAGAUCAUGGAUAGUAAUUAAUGUGAUGGUGCCGCUGUUUAUUUUGCAAGCUGUUUCUUUUAUCAAAGUGAUUUACAGAAAUUAUCUUCGAAGGCUGCUGGAGAGAGCAUUUAUUCAGGCCUUUUUUAUUUUGAACUGGAGAACAAUUGGGUUCUCUACCAUUUUUUAUCAUUAUGUGACUCUCAAGCAGUUUGUGUGACCAGUGUGCAUUGUCACGAGCCGAGGGCAUGAUGUACGCAAUCUGCCUCCAUCUGGCAGUGCCAACUGUGAUGCAUUGGGCAUUGUGCCUGCCCUGCUUGCCUGCUGGUUCCCUGUAGCGAAAUCUCGACUGAUGUAUGCCCUUGUCGACGAGUGGGGCUCGAUUGUUUUGCAAAGCGCAAAUAAAAGUGGCAUUCUGCUCUUGAA
Messenger RNA from Rhipicephalus microplus (southern cattle tick), 10385 nucleotides. RefSeq names its product dual specificity mitogen-activated protein kinase kinase 7. Lineage: Eukaryota; Metazoa; Arthropoda; Arachnida; Ixodida; Ixodidae. Gene Ontology annotation, biological process: protein phosphorylation. The record is from RefSeq and is a predicted model, not a curated record. Gene Ontology annotation, molecular function: ATP binding; protein kinase activity.